GAAAAUCCGCAGUCGUCCCCGUCGUUGGCCAUGUAGUUGCGUGUGACCUGCUAAAUAAAUUACAAAAUUAACAAAUAAAAAACGUCUAUCGACACUAAUUGGCCACAACUUACUGUUCAACAAUUGAUAAAUUAUUCGAAUUAGUGAAUUAAACAAUUGGCAAGUGUGCACAGUUAAGUGAAAGGCCAGAUGAAAAUCAAGGCAAAGCGAUGCACUAAAGUGUUGUGGGCCAAAUCAAUAGAAAAGCAGUGAAGGAGAAAAGUCACCAAUCGACGGAAAAGCGACCGAGACCACGGCGAGGGUCGAAUGCAAAUUGCAGUAGACCUCGUUAAGGCUAAGAACACAAGUUGGCCGAGUUAAGCUGGCCAAUCGAUUCCGAGAAUCGGGACCAUCUUAUGAAACAACGGCCCAACCGCCGACCCGGAAAAGUGUGAAACGAAAGGAAAGGAAAAGUGAAAAGUGCUGGGAAAAGUGGAGAGGCUGCAGCGUCGUGUAAACACAGAGUCGCACAAAAUCAAUACUCGCGUGUGUCUGGGCCAACGAAAACCAGGCAGUCAAACAUGAACGAGGACUCCAAUUCGGUUGGCCAGUAGUAACUGGGACUAAAGUGACGGCAUUAUAAUGCUUCGCUACAGGAAGUGAUUGCAAAUUGCGGACAGCACAUAGUAUAAACUUAGAUUUUUUGGCCCACUCCAAGUGGGUGGCAAGGCGGAAAAGCGGCAAGAUGUGGACGCAGAGAAAUGCAGUUGGCAAUUGGCUGUUGGUAUUAACAGCCGUUAUCGGAUUUCUAACUUUCAUAUGGAUUCCGCAGACCUCAGCCGAAUGUCAAACGCGAUCGAUUUACUGCUAUGAGUGCGACUCCUGGACUGAUGCCCGCUGCAAGGAUCCUUUCAACUAUACAGCCCUGCCAAGGGACCAACCUCCCUUGAUGACCUGCAACGGUUGCUGCGUGAAAAUGGUGCGGCAUCAGAGAUCACCGUACGAGGUGGUGCGACGCAUGUGUACGUCACAGUUACAGAUCAAUUUAUUCAUGGUCGAUCACGUGUGCAUGAUGGAAAGUUCAGGCAAUGGACAUAUGUGCUUUUGUGAGGAAGAUAUGUGCAAUUCUAGUAAAAAUUUACACACUAAUGGUUGCCAGCUGCAUCUCAUACCCAUCGCAGUGGCAGUAUCUUGGCUAAUGGGUCAAUUGCUCAGCAGAUAGAAAGUGUUAGGCUCACCCACAGAAAUCCACAUACUCAGAACAUACAGAACAUACAACACAGCCAGAGAAUACCCUACACACUCACUAUCUCUCUUCCUCUCUAUCUAAGCAUAUGAUUUGUAGAUUGAUUUGAUUUCAUUACGAUAACAGUUACGAUUGAUUUGUUUUGGAGCACAGUCUGCAAAGGUCGGACUUCGAGUAGCUUCGAUCAGCACUAAGCGAAGACUCGAAAACCCAAUCUACGGAAUGUGAAUGCAUACCAAAGCUUCCAAAGACAGAAGGCUUUCUCUAUUUCUCUAUCACACACAGUAAACACACCCUAAGCGAGCUUGGGAUGCACAGAGUUCUUGAGAUGCGAGUUUAAUCGAAUCGCAUUGAAGUCGAAUCCGAAUCGAAUCACAGUACUCGUAUUCGGUAUUUGAAUUGCAUGUUGUUGAUGCUAAAGCUGAAGCAUGUAGCGCUUAAGUAGGAAUCGUAGUGGUUAUUACAUUUUGAUUUCGUUGUUACUUACAUUUGUAAAUGCCCCGACCAGAGGGAUAAACCAAAAACCAACGUCAGUAAUCGAUUCAAACUUUAAUUCGUUUAUAGACUUACUUUGAACAUUUGUCUAAAUCAUAUGUAAACUUGGAAUAACUCGACCCCAGACACAUUGUGUAUAUAGCCAGACCCAAAAACAUCAAAGAUCAUCCCAAAAGUAUUGCAGUUACCAAGUGGAACAUUUGCUCAUCUUGUUUAUUCCAAAGUCGGAGGAAAACUCCAUAAUGCAUAAACGUUACUUUGUUGUUAAUACUCUGUAUCCUAGAUCUUAGCCAUUAAGCUGUACUCUCGGUUCUCGCUUGGACCCCAAAACUAACUAAAAUCCCACGCAUCAUAUCACGUACCGAAGCAACAAUGAGACCGAACUUUGGUGACCUAUCGAUCUUAGAGUAGAACCUGCCACCAGCACCUAACUGUAUAAAGUACCAAUCACCCUGGUCCCUUUGGUUUAUGUUAACAAGUGAUAAUUAGAUUGUAAGUAGAAGACCCAGUUCCCAAUUCCGAUCCCGAGCCCUAGAUCCGUAAAGAACCCGUAUCCCUCAUUAUGAAAUUGAAAUUGAAUCAAUUCUCAUUCAUGCUAGUGAUAGUUUUAAAACGAAUCGAAUCGGAAUUAUAGCUUAUAUAGUUUAUUAUUUAAAUUUUUGGAAUUUGACUUAAUAUUAUGAAUGAAUAGUUAUGAUUAUCAUCUCGACUAGAGUAUUCGACUUAAAGUUUUGUAUUCUAAGCGUAAACCUUUUCAUUUGUAUAAUUGAAGAUUGGCUAAUAAACAACCAUUUUUACCAUACGUACAUUUCUAGCAAAAUUUACUCUCAACCGUUGCUGUUACUUUUUAGCUUAAAUUUGCUUUAUCUACUUGCUACUCACUUAACCAACUUUUCAACAAUCGUGCACUUUUGCCCACGCAUUUGUACAAAACUUAACCUAGACUUGGCUUUAGUUUAAAAAUGCUUACAAAAACUAACUAAAGAAAUCAAUAGAAAAUCCGUAUCCGUCCAACAGGGAAGCAUGAGAACUAAUUUCGUUGCUUGGGCACAGGUAAGUCACAAGCCAAGAAAAAAAAUAUACAAAAAUUACAAAAGUCAAGUACAGUUGCGCACCGUUUUCUUAGUUCGAUCUUGCCUCGCUCGUAGAUGGAUGGGAUACCGGAUUUUAGCCGGCCUAUCUUGGUGGUUCACAAACACACUUUCACUCCUUCCCCGAUCCAGCACCCUCCUGCCUCCCUCCCGCUCCAGAAAAAAUCCCAAAACACUUAGCGAAAUUCCCUAUGCAAUGUUAACACCAAACGUUUUUCGUUUUAUUUGUAUUAUUUCUUGAUUUCCUGGUAUGUUGGUUUGUUCGAUUACAAAUAAACAUAUAUAUUUUAAUCACAAAUAUCUUAACGAUUUUGGUUUGUGAAUGUUGACAAUAUUCUUAUAACCAGUAUUUGAUUGAUUGAUUGACGGUUAAUGCGUUCGAAAGUUUAAACAAAAACAUAAAUCGAAAAAGGCAAUGAACUUAAAAGAAACACACACGAAUUUUGUAGUGCAAAAAUAACAUAUUUUAAUUUAGUACUUUUUGUAGUUCCAACAUCUAUCUAUCUCAGCGCCAACAUACUCUCUAUUUCUCUUUCUCUGUAUCUCCUCUAUCUCUCUGUAUAUCUUUCUAUCUGUUCAAUUAUAUUUUACUCUUAUAACAACUAACUUUGAUCUUAAGAAUCUUUUUACUAACUUUCUUCCAAAACAGAAACCACAUAGAACUCUUUCACUAGAGCCACACCUGUAGCAUAUACUAAACAAAUCUAUAAGAGUACACACAAUCACAGAUACACUCACUGAAUGUUAGCGAAAAAUAUACAGAAAAGACGAUACAGUUACAAAAUUAGCUAUGCACUUAGAGAAACACACAACAAACGACUCAUGAAUAUACUAUAAACCAAUGGUGAAUUUUUACUACUUGUAGGCGCGUUUUUGAAGAAUAAUAUUAAAUCCGUUUGAACAGCCCGAUAAUGCUGGGCCUUAGCUUCACAUCCAUAGAUUCCUCACAAUACAAAAAGCACUAAAUUAAUAUCAAAGAUCUUACCAAUAUAGCGGAAUGCUAACAUAAUGGAUUAUUGGUAUUGGUUGAUGAAUAUUGCAAGGAAAUGAGAAAAACCAAAGAGACACAAAAAGCCCACAGAACCAACUCUCUAGAAGAAUCAGCAGUCGAUUUUAUGUUUUAAUUUGAGUUAUGGUUUAGUUUUCGGUUUCGAUUAUCCAUCAUGAAAAUAGCAGAUAAUUCAGAUUUUAAAUUGACUUUACACCUCAGCUCACCACGCACACAUCUAAAUAGUGCUUCCCGCCACUCACCUCAAUUCGCCAUUUCACCCACUCACCCCAACUCACCACACCAAGUGGCGCACGCGCCACAAAUUCCACCAGUGGCGUACGCAGGAUUCUCUCAAAGGGGCUUGAAAAUAUUUUCUUAUUUUCAUUUAAUUCUGUAAUAUGCUGAAGAAGAAGAGCCCUCUCCCUGCGCACGCCACUCUCUUCAACCACCAACACGGUUGCGCAGCCGCGACAGAGAGAUAUGCCUUCGCUCUCUCGCAGCUGCGCCACGCCCACCACCCACAGCCACCCACGAAAAUGGUGCUUUUUCACAUACGACACCACUGUCUGACUAUAUUUUUCAUCAUGUACGCCAUCGCAAUCCAUGCCACAGUGGUCGCAAUGCCGCGACAGCCGCUCCACAAGUGCCACCAAAUACUAUUUUAUUUGUGUAUUUAUUUUCACCGAAAAUGAAUUCCUGCACUUUGUGGGCGGCAGGCGCGCGUGCAUUGCCGAGCAUCUGAAACGUCGAGGGUAGAGAUGAAAAUAUCGGGCGCCGCCUGUCACCGGCGAGUAUUACCCAAUAUAAAUCGCUAAUGGCCACAGGCGGUCGCCGCCCCAACUGUAAUUGUGAACGUCCGUGCGGCCAUUGCCCAAAAAUGAUUACAUAAUACGAUCGAACGAACCGAAUGAGAAGCCAAAGAACUAAGGAUACGAAAGCAGCUGAAAUAACGUUGGAGGAUCGGCGCGGGAUUUUGGCAAAUCGAGCUUCUUCUGCUUGGGGCUUUUCAAGCAUAAGGCUUUGAGGCUUUCUUUUUACUAAGCAGGUGCUUCCAACUCGCUUUGCUGGACAAAUGCCCGACAUAAGUUACCAUUCAAAAUCGCUUGGCCAAAUCAGCAUUACCCCCACAAAUUGUUAAGGACUAGCGAGUAAAUUUUAAUCGUAUUCUCGAAUAUAAAUUGAGCAAACUUUAAGUCAACGAGCACAUUUGAAACUAUCAAGACAUUGUAACCAGCAAAUAAACAAAGUUAAGC
Messenger RNA from Drosophila melanogaster (fruit fly), 5055 nucleotides. RefSeq names its product quiver (gene qvr). Lineage: Eukaryota; Metazoa; Arthropoda; Insecta; Diptera; Drosophilidae. Gene Ontology annotation, biological process: regulation of synaptic transmission, cholinergic; sleep. The coding region runs from base 725 to 1201 and encodes 158 amino acids. Gene Ontology annotation, cellular component: membrane raft; plasma membrane. The transcript is spliced from 7 exons. The record is from RefSeq and is marked reviewed.